Messenger RNA from Telopea speciosissima, 613 nucleotides. RefSeq lists its product as uncharacterized. Gene Ontology annotation, molecular function: protein binding. Bases 89 to 613 code for a protein of 174 amino acids. Lineage: Eukaryota; Viridiplantae; Streptophyta; Magnoliopsida; Proteales; Proteaceae. The record is from RefSeq and is a predicted model, not a curated record. The transcript has 3 exons.
UCUGGGCACGAAUUGCCGUCUCAUCUCUUUGGAUUUUGGAAGCUUCACUGAAUACUCUGAAAGCCCUCCUUCUGCUUUCAGAAGCCUAAUGGUGGACGAUACUGAAACCUUAGCUUCAGCUGAUCCUGCAUUUGGGAAGCUUCCAGAUCAUCUCCUUAUUGAAAUCUUCAUUCGUGUUCCCAUCUCAGAGUGGGCUCAGAUAUCCUGUGUUAAGAAGCAGUGGGCCAAUAUAUUUCAAGAAGAAUGUUUAUGGCAAACUGCUCUUGUUAAGACGUGGCCCUUUGCUGUUCAGGGGAAACGGUGGCCUGGUCCUAUUCCUCGAGGCUUGAGUAGAAGGAGAUAUGCCGCUUUAUAUGUUGGUAAGAACAUCUUACAAUUUGAUGAUGAGAUUGAUGAGAUUUCGGGACAUUCUUAUUUGUUUCUGAAAGAGCAGCUUGAGCUUUCAACUGUGCCUCUUCCUGGGAUACUUCAUGGAACCAUAAUUGGUUUGGGUUCAAACCUUUUCUACAUCCUUUGCUUUCGAUAUGCAUAUUUGUUUCCUUAUGAGUUUUAUCCCCUAAAUGUGACCUUAGUAUUAGAGAGUAGUAGCAUUCUUUUAGGCUGUUGUUUCUGA